UAAAGGGGGGCACAGAAGAAGAGACAAAGCAAAAAAUAGCAUACACCAAACAUACAAACAGGGGAGAACAAAGAGGGAAGACACAUCCCAGCACAACACAAAGCACCACUAAUGUGAUCGAACGGCAUUGGCCAGCCGAACCAAGCCAAGACACUGCACCAUCGACGCAAUCGAAAGGCUUCACGCAUCCGAGAGUGCACAACGCCACAACACCACCUGUGCCGGGGGUGCAUUUGAAAGGUCACGCGAGGCCGAGAUGACGCCAUGGCGCCUAUGUGCCACAGGCGAAGUCAGCAUCACCAAGCAAACAAGACCAUGACACUGCACCGUCAACGCAAUCGAAAGGCUCCGCGCAUCCGAGACUGCACAACGCCGCGACACCACCUAUGCCGUGGGCACAUUCGAAAGGUCACGCGAGGCCGAGACAGCCCCACGGCACCUAUGCGCCAUCGCCGCUGUCGCUUGGCAUCACCUAGCAGAGAACACACCCAAGAGUGCAUGAGCAAGAACACGAGAAGAACACCGCAGAAGAAGAGCACAAACCACCGUUGACCCCAACCCGGCCGCACCACCACCACCCGACCACCAACACAAACACCUCAACGCAGCCAAAGGCAUGGCCGAACCAAGAUCACGAAGACGGCACCACCUCUCCGCUGCCAACGCCCACACGGACCGCCAACGGGACCACCUCAAGCCACUGGUCACCCUAGCCAAGGCAAGCUCAAAGACGGAGCCCCAAGUGAGAGUGUGACAUUGAGCGACACCAUCGCCCGAUCCGGAAGACCCGAGAUCCAAAGUUUCCUCCAGAAAAAUUUAGCAGGGAAGACGAACACCAGCAACACGACGCCUUCAGCAAGGAUACGGCGCCCACAGGCACCGCCAUCGUUGGCUCCAACCGAAACCGGGGCCGGCCGUGUCACGACCCCCAACCUGCAGCCUGCUAAGCCAAACCAACAAGAGCACUCGUAGCCUAACCACGAAACAGAGGCCGCCGCACCAUGCGAAGCCUCCAGAUCGGGAGAGCGAGCAGAGCUCGAUCCAAGAGGCAGCGAGAGCUGCACCUGAAUCACGCCGAGCCCGACGCACACCUUGUGCGUAGAAGCCCAUCGCACUCACCACACCCAUCCCGAGGUCCAGCUCACCGGAGAGAGCAGGAAUCGGCAGAUCCGUCGCAAAAGAUAGCACACACCCAGGCCCGCCGCGGCCAUGCAAGCCGAGCCAGAUGGCUCCGCCGCAGCCCCAUGCCGCCCUCACGGUCGGGGGAACGACCAGCCGCCACGCACGCCGUGAGGCACCGCAGGCAGCGGCCCGACCCGCCGGAUUGGGAGGCAAAGCGCAUCGCGCGGGCCAAAGAUGGCCGGAGCACGGGACGCCCACCCCCCGCCCCAAGCACCGCCGCCCUCGCACCGCCACAGAGCACGAACGGCGCGCGCGGAGGAGCGGCACGCCGCCGCUGCCACACGAGUCCCCGCUCGUAGUCGAGCCGCUCCAGCGCGCCAGAGCCCCGCCGCCGCCGGAUCCGCGCGGGGGCUUUGCCCGGCGGAGGCUAACGGGCGGCGGCGAGGAGGGGGCAGGCAGGGGGCGGCCGCUGUGGUGGCGAGAUGCGCCGCCGUCCGAGUCGCCCUGGGGAGGACAACGCGGGGGCCUUCUCCCAGGGAAGACUUUUUUUCUAGAUCUUUCUGUAAUUAGCACAUUCUUGGUACAUUCGUAUUGGGGAAUACAGGGGACAAUCGUCUGUCGUCUCCAUCACUAUCUUCACCUUGGGAAUGGCUAGCUAUACUGACACUUUCCGCUGCACAAAGUGUCUGAUUCGAUGGCAAUCUCUCCCCAGGGUGCCCUGUCCGUCUUCUCUAAGCUCUGGGUCUGGGUGGCAUCUGGCCUUGUGUUCCCACAUUCCGAGCCAACCAGUUCGAUGAUAGCGGAGAAUAAGGAGCUCUACUACAACUGGUACUACUUUGCCGUCAAUGGCGGCGGCUUCUUCUCUAGCACGAUCAUGGUGUGGCUCCAGGACAACUGUGGCUGGGUGUUCGGCUUCGGGGUACUGGCCAUCGGAAUUCUCAGGUUUCUUGCUACUGCCAACGUUUACAGAUACUAGAAGCCUGAAGGAAGCACGAUGACAACGGCUUGUCAGGUUGCAGUUGCAGCAACUCGAAGCGCUUCAUGUGGAUGUGCCGGCUGACAGCUCCAUUCUGUAUGAGAUUCCAGGAAUUAAAUAGCUAUGCAUACGAUAGUUUGCAGCUGGACUAACAUGUGAUCGGCUCUUCUGGUUGAUGGCCGGGCCGGACUACAGUUCCCUUUCCAUUCGUCUGGUACAAGCGCAAACUGCCUAACCGAUGAGUGUGAUCCUGAUCUAUAUUUUGAUGAGGGAAUGCGUCCAAUUCAGGCAGGCUGAGUACACGGCAGAUCAUAGCAUGUUCGAUAAAUAAAGUGCAACUCUUUUAGUUUA
This is a messenger RNA of Triticum urartu, 2449 nucleotides long. The record is from RefSeq and is a predicted model, not a curated record. Lineage: Eukaryota; Viridiplantae; Streptophyta; Magnoliopsida; Poales; Poaceae.